Molecule: messenger RNA, 1389 nt
Organism: Pelagomonas calceolata
Lineage: Eukaryota; Pelagophyceae; Pelagomonadales; Pelagomonadaceae
Source: the annotation of a GenBank genome assembly
AUGAUCGCGCGCACCUACGGCACGGCUGAGAUUCAAAGCGGCACGCCGUCGCCCCUCAAGUCCCGCUUAUCCCUGGCUGGCAAGGUGGCCCUGGGAUUGAUUGCCUGUGCCGUCAUCAUGGCCCCCGAUACGCGUCAGGCGUCCGCCAUUUCUCAACUGGAACAAUGGCCCGCGCCCCUGAAAGGCAGUGCUCCGCUCAAAGACAAGAUUCAGCAGCUCACAACCCGCGUCGCCGCCCUCGAAAACUACAUCCAGGCCGCAAGCGAUUCGAAGGGCGGUUCGUGCAGUUUGCUUGGAAGGGACGUUUGCACCACGUUGAAACAAAUUGAAGACGCAGAUCGCUCCGCCCGCGACGCGCAGCAGGACGGCAAGCCCACCGUCGCCGAGGCCAUUGCAGACCUCCAGAAUCGCGUCGUGGCCAUGGAGCAGUACCUUCAGACCGGAAGCUCUAAUGAAUCCGCGCCCGUGACAAGCAUGACGCUCAAGGAUCAGGUUCAGGACCUCCAGAGCCGCGUCGGCGCCAUCAGGAAGUACCUCGUGGACCAGGCCAAGCAAUCGGGCGGUUCCGGCACUUCGCGUUUUCUCGACAUGAUAAAAAGUCAAAUUGGCGUGCCCAAAUUCGACGAAAAAAUGGUCGGCUCGUUCGGCGAGUGGGCGGGCACGCCGGGCGCGCGUCUUCUAGACAAGGGCCAGGCGACGCCGGCCGAGAGCCGCGAGGUCGUGGAGGCGCUCAACGGGACGUCGGAUGCCUUCAGUGUCCACGCCGGGCUACUCAAUGACUCCGAGUGUGCCGCGCUGCGUGCGAGCUUAGAUGCAGAGCAUGCACGGGGCACGCUUGCGGGCGAGGCCGACCUCAAGCUGAACAUCACGCUCAAGGAGUUGGAGUACAUCGUCGGGACCGCGGCGGCCGACCGCCUCGUCGCCUUCUGCGGCGGGCACUUCGACACGAUCAUCAUCCGGCGCUGCGAGCCCGGCGGCCAGAUUAUCAACUUCCACAAGGAUGAUCAUUUGCGCACCAUUCUCAUUGCACUCGUAGACGACGAACAGUACGAGGGCGGCCGCCUCGUGUUUGCGACGCGCGACGGCCUCCGCGUGCCGCCGCGCCCGGCCGGCACGGCCACUGUGCACACGAGCGCCGUCGUCCACGGGGUCACGCGUCACACGGCGGGCGUGCGCUACGGCCUCUUCUUCCUCCAGGGCAUGGGCGGUGUCGGCACCUUGUCUGAUUUGGGCUACGACCAGGACGACUCGGGCGCGACCUACGUCGCCACGAAUGGCACGAAUGGCACGAUGACCGAGGACAAACCAUCGGCUGUGAUCACGGGCAUGGACGGCCUCUACCGCGUCGACUACGACCAGCUCGACGCGGACAUGGUGAAGCUCGCCUGA